This is a messenger RNA of Geosmithia morbida, 1722 nucleotides long. Its product is annotated as transporter. The transcript has 2 exons. Gene Ontology annotation, molecular function: acetyl-CoA transmembrane transporter activity. Bases 1 to 1722 code for a protein of 573 amino acids. Gene Ontology annotation, cellular component: membrane. The record is from RefSeq and is a predicted model, not a curated record. NCBI's taxonomy places the organism in Eukaryota, Fungi, Ascomycota, Sordariomycetes, Hypocreales, Bionectriaceae.
AUGGGUGCCAGAAGUAGACGUAGACAGUCGCCCAAGUCUACUACCCGAGCGCCCCCCAAGGCAGCCGACGGAAACAUGAGCAGCGGCCUCGAGAUGCGCCGCAAGGGCGGCAGCCAUCCGGACGCCAGCAACGUCACCAGCAACUACAUGUCGCGCGAGUCCUUCACGCUCGACGACGAGCCGCCCAAGAAGGGCGGCGGCGGCGGCGACGCGGGAGCGAGCGACGUCGGCUUCUUCGACCUCCCGCGCCAGGACAAGCGCAGCUUCCUGCUGCUCGUGAUGCUAUACUUCCUCCAGGGCAUCCCGAUGGGUCUGGCCAUGGGGUCGGUGCCGUUCCUGCUCAAGAACCACCUGUCGUACGGCGAGAUCGGCACCUUCAGCCUCGCGUCGUACCCUUACUCGCUCAAGCUUCUCUGGAGCCCGUUCGUCGACGCCGUGUGGAGCCCCAGGAUGGGCAGGCGCAAGACGUGGAUCGUGCCCAUCCAGUUCAUGUCCGGCUUCGGCAUGCUCUUCCUCGGCUCGCGCGUCGAGCAGCUGAUGGCCACGACGGGCAAGCCGGGCGGGAUGACGGUCUGGAACUUUAUGCUCUGGUGGUUCUUCCUCGUCCUCAUGUGCGCCACGCAGGACAUCGCCGUCGACGGGUGGGCCCUGACGCUGCUCACGCCCGGAAACGUGUCGUACGCCUCGACGGCCCAGACGGUCGGCCUGACGGCCGGCCACUUCAUGUCGUACACCGUCUUCCUGGCCCUCAGCACCCCCGACUUCGCCAACAAGUGGUUCCGCGCCGUGCCGCGCGACGACGGCCUCGUCUCCCUGGGCGGCUACCUCACCUUCUGGGGCUGGGCCUACAUCGCCGUCACCGUCGGCCUCGGCUUCCUCAAGCGCGAGGACAAGUCGCGCAACGAGGACGGCGUCUGGGACGUCUACCGCACCAUGUGGGGCGUGCUCAAGCUGUCCAACGUCCAGGCCAUCAUCCUCGUCCACCUCGUCGCCAAGAUCGGCUUCCAGGCCAACGACGGCGUCACCAACCUCAAGCUGCUCGACAAGGGCCUCGGCAAGGACAACAUGGCCCUCACCGUCCUCAUCGACUUCCCCUUCGAGAUCGCCGUCGGCUACUACGCCGGCAUGUGGUCGCAAAAGUACAGCCCCAUGCGCCUCUGGUCCUGGGGCUUCGUCGCCCGCCUCGUCGCCGCCAUCGUCGCCCAGCUCACCGUCGCCAUGUUCCCCGCCACUGGCGUCACGCCGGGAUACCUCGUCGUCGUCAUCCUGUCCCACGUCUUCUCCACCUUUACCAACACCGUCAUGUUUGUCGCCAUCUCUGCCUUCCACGCCAGAGUGUCGGAUCCCGCCAUCGGGGGGACAUAUAUGACUCUGCUCGCAACCGUCUCCAACCUCGGCGGGACAUUCCCCCGCUUCUUCGUCCUCAAGAUGGUCGACUCCUUCACGGCAGCAACAUGUCGCCCCGGCGGCGGAGACGCAACCAGUCUCCUAGAUGGUAAGCCCCUCAUCACCGAGCCCUUCUCGUGCUCCUUGCAAGGCGAGAAGGAGAGGUGCGAGCAGGGCGGCGGUUUCUGCCAAACCGACCGCGACGGGUACUACACUGUCAACGUGCUGUGCGUGCUGUUUGGCGCUGCGACGUUCAUAUGGUACAUCAGGCCCAAGGUCAUGCACCUGCAGGGUUUGCCGCUCAGAGCGUGGAGACUAUCCGGCCCGUCCAAGUGA